CUUUAUCUUUGACUAGCCGUAACGUUAAUUACUCUCCAAAUCUCAAAGCAUUGAUUAAUAAAACAAAUGUUGACUAAUAAAAUCUCCGGUUAAACCUGGUUUACUUACCGGUUUAGUUUCGGUUUUCAUUUCUACUCCAUGUUAAAGCAAGCUAUAAAAAUGGCGAAUAUAACCAUCGUGAAAGCUUUCUCUCUCUUCUUCUUCUUCCUUCUUCUCUGCAUUUAAUUUUGGGUUUGAAUACGACGCUUCGUCUUCUUCUUUCUCCAAGCUACGUUCCGAGGAAAACUUUAUACGUAUAUGUAUAUAAAAGAUUUGACUUUGUAAUCUGAAAACGACGUUUUUGUUGAAAGAGAGAGCUUUUUUUUCCUUCUUUACCUAAAUCUGGAAAAUUUAAAGAAAGAUUUCUGAUUUUGAUACUCCGCGAUUUCGUGAGAUCGCUUGUUAGGUAAGAAAAGAAUUCGAAGACGAAAAAUGUCGAAUUUUGAGAAAAUCAUUUCUGGUUUUUGUUUUUCUGGAUCUUUGAAUUUGGAGCAAUAAAGGAUCAGUUUUUAUUUGAUGAUUCUUGUCUCUUGAUCUUGGGUUUGAUUUAAAAUUACGAUUUGAUUUGAUGAUUCGAUUUCAUAUAAAUCUGAGUUAAAUCUACAUUUUUGCAGAUACAUAGGUUUUACAUUAUUAUCAUCUGUUUCUUUGAUAAAAACAAAUGCCAGCAUUAGGUGAGAUACUUUUGGUUCCAGAAACUGAUAAAGGAAAGAGUAAAGAUUACAUUGAGGUUUCAGAGGAUGAGAAGAUUACAAGAACUCGUUCUAGAUCUUUAAAGAAGAAAGCUAUUAAAGCUUCGAAUAAAUUGACACAUAGUUUAAGGAAAAGAGGGAAGCGUGUCGCUGAUCAAUAUGCACCAAUUGUGAUUGAGGAUGUGAGAGAUGAAGAAGAGGAGAAAGCAGUGAAUGUAUUUAGAAAAGCUUUGGUUUCUUUAGAUUUGCUUCCACCACGGCACGAUGAUUAUCAUACCAUGUUGAGAUUCUUGAAGGCGAGGAGGUUUGAUCUUGAGAAAACAGUUCAGAUGUGGGAAGAAAUGUUAAAGUGGAGGAAAGAGAAUGGAGUUGAUACUAUAAUACAGGAUUUUGUUUAUGAUGAAUAUGAAGAAGUACAACAAUACUAUCCACAUGGUUAUCAUGGUGUAGAUAGAGAGGGACGGCCUGUUUACAUUGAACGGCUUGGUAAAAUUGACCCCGGCAAGCUAAUGAAGGUUACCACAUUGGAGCGGUUCUUGAGAUAUCAUGUACAGGGUUUUGAAAAGACUUUUUCUGAGAAGUUUCCAGCUUGUUCGAUCGCAGCAAAGAGGCACAUAAAUUCUUCGACAACCAUAAUAGAUGUGCAUGGAGUGAGCUGGAUGAGCUUUAGAAAAUUAGCUCAGGACCUUGUAAUGCGAAUGCAGAAAAUUGACGGUGACAACUAUCCUGAGACAUUGAAUCAGAUGUACAUUAUUAAUGCUGGAAACGGAUUCAAGCUUGUUUGGAACACCGUGAAAGGCUUUCUCGACCCGAAAACUACUUCUAAGAUACAUGUUUUGGGAAACAAAUAUCGCAGUCACCUUCUUGAAAUUAUAGAUCCAAGUGAGCUUCCUGAGUUUCUGGGUGGAAAUUGCAAGUGUGCACAUGAAGGUGGGUGUAUGCGAUUCAACAAGGGGCCUUGGAACGACCCGGAGAUAAUGAAACUAGUGCGCUCGAGAGAUGCAAUGUACAAACCAAAAGAAAUGGGGCUUCUGGAGAAUGGGGAAGUAGCUAAAUUAUUUUCCUUACGGCAUGUGAACACAGAUAUGUCAUCACCUGAUGGAGGCCAUGUUAGGGAGAGAGAAUCGCAUCCUGAACAUGACAAACGUGCUCAGCUGAGCAAUCAAGCUGAAGCAGUUGGUGUUGGGAGAAUGGAACAGUCUGAUUCAACAAGUCCAUUACCGAAUAAUCUGGCAGUAGAAAGGAGUUUAACGACCUCUCUUCAGAAAGUUGCAAGUUUUUUGGCCCGUUUUAUCCUCCAACUUCUUGGCAGUCUAUGUCUCAUGUUCCGGAUCUUGGGAAGACUUGUAAAUAAGCAACCAGAGAACCAAUUGAGACCGGAGUUAAGUGUUUCAGUCUCCCAGCAACAAGUUCCUCCUCCUCAGGUCCAUCCAUGUUGGCUGAGGUUGCAAAAUCUGGAGACCAUGGUCACAGUUUUGUGUGAUAAACCCUCAAGUAUUCCUCAGGAAAAAGAAGAUAUACUUCGUGAUUCAUUAGACCGUAUCAAAUCCAUUGAGCAAGAUUUGCAGAAGACAAAGAAGGCGCUCUUUUUGACCGCGUCAAAACAAAUAGAACUCGCUGAGUGUUUCGAAAACUUGAAGGAGAGCAGUUCAACGGGAAUGCGAUCAUGCUGGCCAAGACACUGCAGAAACUUUCAAGCUGAAACCUGAUUUGCAGAAUAAAUUUAUCUUCGGAUCUCAUAUCCGAAGUCUGCAUAGCUACUACUUCACCCACUUAACCAUAUUACAGGUGAGAGAGACUUCACACUUAUCUCUUGUCAUAUCCCAACUAAAAUCUGUGUUCGUUAUGCUCACUUAGACUACUUAUCCUUCAAUGGUUUUUGUUUUUUCAGAUGGUAUAUAUAUAUAAAGGCAAAAUGGUAACAGGAAGUGAAAUUGAAGAGGAAAAAGCUUACAAAUUGUUUAGUAGCAAGCAAGCAGUGUUUAUGUACCAGUUUCUUUAGGUUAGAAAACAGAGGAAUUAGUGAACUAUUUCGGAAUAUACUUUUUUUUUUCCAUAACGAUUCUAUUGCAAAUCAUUGUUGUAUACUAUAUAAUCCAAUAGUGGUGAUUGUC
This is a messenger RNA of Arabidopsis thaliana (thale cress), 2845 nucleotides long. RefSeq names its product Sec14p-like phosphatidylinositol transfer family protein. Bases 701 to 2440 code for a protein of 579 amino acids. Gene Ontology annotation, biological process: intermembrane lipid transfer. The record is from RefSeq and is marked reviewed. NCBI's taxonomy places the organism in Eukaryota, Viridiplantae, Streptophyta, Magnoliopsida, Brassicales, Brassicaceae. Gene Ontology annotation, cellular component: Golgi membrane; plasma membrane. The transcript is spliced from 14 exons.